AUGGCAUUUUCGCCCUUCUCUGUUAUCCAUCGACCUCUUUCUAUGGCGAACUUCCAUAGCCUGGAGAACUCACAUUCGAAACUCAUGAUUGUUCUGGCCUCAAUAACGGUCACGGCCUGUCUAUUCGUCCCCCUCGCUACAUCGACAGUGUCUUUUAGCAACACCGCCUUCGAUUUCCCAAGUUUCAAUCCAAAUAACCACGACAUAUCUUUUGAGUCCGAUGCGUAUGCUUCUGAUAAUAGCCUCCAGCUCACUGUCAACCAGAAAGACAAGGCCUCCAUUGAAAGCGCGGGGCGAGCAACCUACGUGAGACCAAUGCAUCUCUGGGACAAAGCCACAGGGAAUGUAGCAGAUUUCACUACUCAGUUCUCGUUUGCAAUCAACUCACUAGGCGGUAAAGUUUAUGCCGAUGGAAUGUCUUUCUUUCUGGCUCCCAAUGGAUCCAACAUUCCACCCCAUUUGGGGGGCGGCAACUUGGCUCUUGUAAAUUCAAAAAGAAAAGAGGGCUGUAGAGAAAGAGCCUAUAAAAGUACUGUGAUAUUUUAA
Molecule: messenger RNA, 546 nt
Organism: Eucalyptus grandis
Lineage: Eukaryota; Viridiplantae; Streptophyta; Magnoliopsida; Myrtales; Myrtaceae
Product: lectin-like
Exons: 1
Coding region: 1-546 (181 amino acids)
Molecular function (GO): carbohydrate binding
Source: RefSeq, a predicted model, not a curated record